Salvia splendens (bonfire salvia) is the source of this 716-nucleotide messenger RNA. Its product is annotated as protein MAIN-LIKE 1-like. The transcript is spliced from 2 exons. Bases 214 to 708 code for a protein of 164 amino acids. The record is from RefSeq and is a predicted model, not a curated record. Gene Ontology annotation, biological process: meristem maintenance; meristem development. Lineage: Eukaryota; Viridiplantae; Streptophyta; Magnoliopsida; Lamiales; Lamiaceae.
UUACUAAAAGACGCCAACACCAUUGGCGUCUUUGUUCAGAAGCAUAUAAUAGCAGCAGACAGUCGCGAAAAAUUAACCUCACAUACCCACUUCGCGAUUUUCUCUAGCAGCGGCCAAAUCCUUCGCAAAUUCGUCCGUGUCUUUGUGAUUUCGCCCUCCAUUCAUCAAUCGGUGCUAGUUUUCCCCAAAUUCGUCCAAUUUAUUCGGUGAUUUAUGGCAUCUUCUUCAACUUCUCGUCGUCGGCUCUUAUGUGGUCCUGAGGACCCCUCCGUAUUAUAUCUGCAGAGACAACACGUCUCUAAUAACAUAUGGGCAGGAGUGCCAUCGGAAGACGUACGGUGUAGAAGAUACGAAGGAAUCAUAUGGGAUGUUCCCAUAAAUCCUCGUGUUUUGGCGGUUAUAGAUGAGAUGGGGUUCGGCGGGAUGUUGAGGUGUGGUCAACCGAAAGACAUUGACCACCAUCUUAUCACCGCUUUGAUUGAACGUUGGAGGCCAGAGACUCACACGUUUCACUUUCCAGUUGGUGAAGCGACUGUGAGCUUAGAGGACGUGGAGGUCUUAUGGGGCCUCAAAACUGACGGUGAGCCUCUGACGGGUUACAUCCCCAGUAAGGAUGUCAACUAUUGGAAGGAUGUUUGUUUGGAUUUUCUUGGCUUUAUUCCAGAUGCAGUUGAUCUAAAAGAAUUGAACUGGAAGCAGACAAGCUAAUCAAAUCA